CAUCUUGUACUACUGCCGUCAUUCCUAUUUAUGGUAACGUUGCGUGUCUCGGCUUCGCUUAUCUGUUGAUUUUUCACGAUUUUAAUUUAAAAAUUCCGUUAUUAAUUAAGUUCAUCGGGUCCCCCGAUUAUCUUUUCAUAUUUUCACUUUGCCAUAACGCAGGGAUUCCUUAAUUUCGGUGCCGAAAACGCCGAUUCGUUCAGAAGGUGUUGAACAGUGCCAGGGGCUUUGCCGCCUGUUUUAAAUGCGGCUUAUAUAGGUUGAAUUUUUGAUUUAAAAGAAGCGAUUGUUUAAUUUAAGGACAAGAUGGUUGACGUGGACAAACUCACCGACGCGGAACUCCGCACCAAACUGCUGGAGUUCGGUUUUCCGGUGAUGCCCAUCACCGGCACCACCAGAAAAGUGAUGACGAAGAAGCUGAAACUGCUGUUAGAAAACAAGAACAAGGUCGGUUCCAGUGAUGGAAGACGCUCCCUGGGCAGGUACUCCAGCGAGGAGGAAAGCGACACAGAAAUAAAGAGCAAACUGCAAAAGAAUAGACGGGUCACCAUGGCCGCGCCCGCAUCGAGUUCCACGGCAAAAACGACCCGUAAAACGGUCGUUAUGGAACCCGACGUGGUCAGUUCGAGCCCUAAAAAGGUGAUCAAAAGCACCACGACCACCCGCUCCUCGAAAAUAGUAAAAUCCGUGCGAGACGAUUUCGAUACCGGGUCAGAUUCCGAGUCGGAUAUCGUCGCAUCCAGCAACAAACCGGAGAAGAGUUUUACUAACGAUUCGUACAAUGACGAGGUGGAGUUUAACAGGAGAAGCUCGCCGGUGAAAAGUGCCUCGUUCUCCCGGUACUCACCGGCUAAAUCCACUGAUGAUCUGAGUUAUAGUACCACCAGAAACGUGUCGUUUGGGGCCGGUUCUUCGCCCGGGAGACACACCUCGACUACUUUCGGGGAGGUCGGAGUCUUAUCUGGCUCGUUGGCGUCCGAUUAUGCGGCGGACAGGCUAAAUCAGAUCCGAUCCCGGUUGAGUUUAGGAGCCACUCCGGCAUAUGAAUCCAGAUCCUCCGGUUAUGCUACAACAUCGCCGGGGGUCAAUGCUGGGACUCGAUUGGAGGAUAAGGACACGCCCUUCCUGAGCAAUUUCACCAGGAAGUUGACGGCUCUGAGCAGCGCUAAAAAAGGAGGAGACUAUGACAGUAAGAAUGAUUUGGUGAAGGAGCACGAUACCAAUGGCGCUUCUUACGGACGGUCUUACCUGACCAACUUCAGGGCGACGAGGGGUCGCGAACCGACCUACGACUACAAAACCCGACGUAACUCGAACGAGGGCAAAAACAAUUUGGUGUCUUAUGCGGUUUUAGUGGUGGCCGCAGCCUUUUUCCUCGUUUUAGCGGUCGUUUAUUUGGGCAUGCGCUCCGACACCUCGGUCAUCACCUCCGGUUACAAGACGCCCCUCUGCUAUCCCCACGAUCCCCUACACAAAAAAGGGGUGAACUGCGUGACCGAGGAGAAAGCCCAAAACGCCGUGUUCCUGCUGAACAGCAUCCGGCCGGAACUGGAAAAACGUGCCGUCGCCCACAAAUGUUUCGAUCCAAAAAUUAAGUCGCACAUGACCGAACCGGAAAUCGUCACUUUUUGCCAGACGAAUUACGCGAUCAAGGACCCGUAUACGAUCCGGGAGGACUUAAGGAAUUUGGAGGUGAUGAUCUUCGCGAACCCCGCGUGGGGUUUGGCCGUGGCCCAGACCGACGAUAACAACGGGGCCGUUGGGGAACAGGAUUUGGCCAAAAAUAUGGAACAAGUCAUCUUCAACCUAGACAAAAAAGUAACCAGCCUUUUAAUCCUUAACCCGGACCUGCCGUACAAGUGCGUCUUUUACAACUACGUGGCGAGCGCGGCCUACUCCCUCGCCCUGUUGGGCAUCAUUUUCCUCACGAUUUUCCUCAUGAGAACCGCUUUUAAACUAUACAGAAACUACGAGGAAAAACUCAAAGAUGAGGUAAAUUCUAUAGUGGAAAAAAUCAUCGACAUACUCCAAACGGCCGCUAGCGAGGAUUCCGAUUCGAAAUACGUCGUCAUUAAUCACGUGAGGGACGCCAUAUUAAGCGUGAAGGACCGAAAAGCGAAAAAGAAAAGCUGGGAAAAAGCGGUGAGAUACAUCAACGAGAAUGAGUCCAGAGUGAGGACGGAGGUGCAAACUGUCCACGGAGAGUCUUUUGACGUAUGGAGAUGGAUCGGGAGCGCCAACGUUAGCAUUGGAGGCAGCAGGGACUUCAAAUAUCGUCCGGGUCGUCGUAUCGUAGACGUGGACUAUCUCAUCUACCACGUGCUACAGUUCAAGCAUGCCACGCUGUUUUUUUGCUCCUCUAGUGACGUUUACAUAAAAAACGAGGUCCGGGAGGGUUUUUUGUCCGUUUACGUGCUAAAAUGCCGCAGGUGCCUUAAGGAAACAUCGGUCUGCAGUGAGGAACCGAAAUCCGAACUGUUAGACAUCAAUUUGGCUUUUGUCGCGGGCGUUUUAAGUUUGGGCGGGGAUUUGUAUCAGCUGAACGAGCUUUGUAGUUCGGUGCAUCUGCCCGCCAUUUCCGCGAACGAUUUUAACCGGUAUCUGAGGGAAAUCAAAGAGAUUUACAAGGAGGAAAGCGCGGAGGGCAGUGUGGAGUUUCGCACCUCGACUCCCAUAAAAAACGAACGUUUUGAGGAGGCUUUAGGGGAGGCGGAAAGUUCUAUGGAGGAGCCGGAUUUCGACGCGAAAAAGGCGGCGUUUUUAAAAGAACUCUCCCGCAAUAUACGGGAAAUAGCUGCCGGAACUGUGGAGCAAAGAGACUCAAGUUUGUGGUGCUCGGAACGCAAAAAGCGACUCACUGCCUCGAACUUUGGCAGGAUUUACAAGCUACGCGACACCACCAACAGAUGGAACGUCGUAAACGACUUGCUAAACUCGAGUUUCCGGGGGAAUAUUUACACUGAAUAUGGUCAAAAGAACGAGGGCAGGGCCAUUAAGGAUUUUGAGCGGUUAACAUCGAAAAAAGUGAUGAAGUGCGGUUUGAUCGUGCACAAAACCCAUCCGUACCUCGCCGCGUCCCCCGACGGCUUAAUCGUCAACGAAGACGCCUUAAUCGAGGUGAAAUGCCCCUUUAAGGCGCAAAACGUCACCGUGCAAGAGGCUUUUGACAAUAAAUUGAUCCGGUGCGCCACCUAUACGGGCGGGGAGUUAACUCUGAAUAGAGAGGAUAAGUACUAUUUUCAGGUGCAAGGACAAUUGCACGUCACGGGGAGGAAAUAUUGUUAUUUCGUCAUAUGGACCCCGCAAGGGUUGGCUUAUGAGAAAAUCGAGAGGGACGAGAGUUGCUGGGAGAAAAUGUUCCCUAAAUUAAAAGAGUUUUAUUUUGGGCAUAUGGUGCCUGUCCUGGUGGGCGAGGACUAACCUUGAACAGUGUUAGGAGAGAUUGUGAUUGAUAGAUGAUCUAUGGAAGGUGUAACAAGGACUUCUUUUUUUUGUUACAAGAUGGCCAUCUUGUUUCUUUUUAUAAUCUUCAGAGGAAAGUUGCCUAUGAUCGGAUACUUCUUUCUUUUAAUUAACAAAAAAUACUACCUACAUACCACAUAAAUUAAUUGCAUGUUAAAAACGGUUAGGAUGAUAUAUGUUCUUUCAUUAUGUGACACGAAAUAGCUCUAACUGGCUCUAACUUUCACAAAAGUUAAAAAAAAACAUAACAGUGCAUAAAUUAUUAUUUUGAAAUUGGGUUCCUUAUAUCGGAUAGUAGGUGUUCCUAAUAUCGCAUAUAUCUGACAUUCGGAACUUAAACGUUUAAAAUAAAAAGCAUAGGUAUUUGUUUAGAUUUUUAUUAAUAUUAAAUUGAAAAUACGUUCAAAAACUUUAGGAAAAACCUUAAAGUUAAUCUAAGCACAUCUCACAAAUAAACCAUAGAUUUUUCUCAGUUCCUGCACAUUCUUCAUGGCACCAACGAAAGCAUUGAUUGCAUCUGAUCCACUUUUCCCCUGCUCUGUCACAGAAUAAACGAUCUCACAGAAGCGAAGGCUUGCGUCGGCUCCUUUGAUAUCCGUGAACCAGUUUUUUAUAAGCCCAACUGACAGAUGCACCCGGCGCAAAUACACUGAGAUAUCUCGUAAAGUUAUAGUAAACGCAUACACCGAACGAAGUGCUUUUAUUUUUAAAAUCAAAAUGGUUAUAUUUAUAUAAUACGGGAGCAAACUACAAAAUUUAGUUACAUUUCAAAUAGGAUUUUUUUUGUUAAGGCUUAUAUUGAUCCUUGCUUUUUAGAAUAAUUAUAAUAAUAAUUAUUAUUUUUAUAAAAAUUGUUAUUUGACAGUUUUGAUACACGAUAGAGUUGUAGGUUAGUAUACCUUUAAUUUGUUUUGCAAUGAAAUUUUUGUGUUAGUUGUUUUAUGAUAAUGGUAAAUAAUAUUUGCAUUUAGUAAGGCACUAGCUGAGAAAAAGUCUGCUAUUUGUGUGUUGUUAAUAUGUUAACAAUAUACAUAUGUAUACAUAUACAUAUGUACAUAGGUAGGUAUUUUUAAAUUAAAUUUUAGCUGCAAGGUUUAUACGCAGGUAUGUUUUCUCGUAUGUUUUAAACACAACACAUUUAAGAGCAGGUAUCAUCGGCUUUUAUAUAUUUAUAUAUAAAAAGAUAUAUGUAUGUAUUAUUAUAUACAUAUGUAGGUACCACACAUACGACCAUAUUUUAUAAAGGUAUUAUACGUUGUAUAGUCGCCGUCCAUUUUAAUAGUCUGGAACAAAAUAUAAGAUUUUUAAGGGUUUUACUACUACUAUAUUAUGCACUUGCAUGGGUAAACCAGUCCAUAAAAAGACAGAUAAUUGAAAAUUAAAGUCAUUAUUCUUUAUCACGUUAAACUCCAAAACAAGGUAAUGUGUGAUACCUACUUAACAAAAAUAAAAUAAAAAACGGAUAAUUACAAAAUAUCGCAAAUAUACACAGUAACGCUCGUACUAAUACACUAAUUAUGACCCGGUACCCCACGUGGGCGACGACAGUUGUACCCGUUAGAAUGGGGGUAAAUGGGAGGAGUCUGAACGAAAAACCGGUUCGGUAAAAAGGGCUAGCCUUCGCUUCUGUGAGAUCGUUUAUUCUGUGGCUCUGUCCUCUGAAUAAAAAUUAUUGCAAUACAGACACUCGGCGUCUUCGGCAUCUCUGUCCAUAUGAUCAUCACUGUCUACUAACUGCAAUUCAGUAUCAGUGUCAUCAUCACUGGAUGAAGUGAGAGGUUUUUUAGCUUUUCCCUUCCCUUUACCAUAUUUUUUUUUGGUUUAGCUUUUGUGCUUCUGUUUUGACCUUUAAGUGCAGUGUUAAUCGGAACUGUUUUUAAUUUUCUUUUGUUUAAAGCUUCUUCCAGUUCUGAUUUGUAAGGCGAUCCAGUUAUUAACGCAGUAGUGCCACGUCUUCCUCGCUUAUUCGUAGAUCCGGACGUGUACGAGCAACUAGGCAUAGGGCUGAUAUCUGUCGGUUUCACCAACUUUCUGUUUGUAGAAGGAGUGGUCAAGCUAUUUAUUAAGGGUUUUGUGGGGAUAGCAUCAGGUGUCUUAAUCCUGUCCUUCAUAGAAGAUAGAGGUAUUUCAUCUUCGCUUUCUAUUUCCUCCGAUUCUGGCUUGUUCUCAUCAAGUUGUUGGGGUGGUGGCGGGGUUCUUUCACGUUUGGAAUGAAUAGCAAAAUCAUCGUCUCGGAAUACAUGCCUGUUGAGCGGAAAAAAUUCCACAUUUACGGCCACUUCAACGCUUGCAGCACGUAGGUAUGCUCUCCCUAGCAGCUCAGUGACCUGAUAGUGAGUUACCACCCUUCCUGGGUUAUUUUUGAGCCAUGACUCAAUCUCCAAUGCAUAAUAUGUUUUAAAUGGAGACGUAAAAGCUACGUCUAGGGGUUGUAUCUUAUGUGUGGAAUGAGAAGGUAGACAUAAAAUAUGCACAUAGUUUUCCCUUGCUAAAUCAAUUAAAGGGAUGUUGCGCGUAUGAGAGUAGUGCCCGUCUAAUAUUAAAACGACUGGAUCGCCCUUUGCUGGUUUGACAUACUUUAUAAAAUGUGUUAACCAAGCUGUAAACAGAUCAUGCUGAAUCCAACCGGAAGGAUGACAUCUGGCGAUCGUUCCUGGCGGUGCUCCAUUUAGAAGUUCAGGCUUCAUAUUUUUUCUAGGAAAUACUAGCAUAGGUGGCACAUAUAUUCCGGUAGCGUUCAUACAAGUCACUACAGUAACAAGAGCUCCCCUUUCGGAUGUCGUCGAUAAACUUGCCUUUUACCUCGUAAGCUGAGAACCCUUGAAUGUUUGUGUUGAACAGUUGUAAUGCCUGUUUUAUCUACAUUUAAUAAUCUGGCUGGAUUCAAUUUGAUUUCUGCUAAGGCUGGCUCUAACAGAUCAAAAAAAGCCGCGCAAUUUUCUCGAGUAAACCCUUUUAUGCGAGCUGCAGAUACACCCUGUGGCUUUCUAAAACCCAGUUCAGGAUGUCUCUUUAAAAACCCUUUUCGCCACUUUUUUCCUGCACUUGAUUUCAUCAUAGAAAAGGGGUGUUGUAGCCCGUUCUGGAUAGCUAGCUGAAACGCUAGCCUUCUAAUAUCGGAAGCUCUUCCAUAAAACCGUUUCUCCAUAUCUGAACAAUAUGUAACUAACAGAUUUUCAAUUUCGUUGCUUAGCGCAGGUCUUCUUCCUAAUUUCGUAGCCGUUAAUACUUCUAUUGGCUUGUCUGAUUUUACGUAAUCAACAAGGGUACUUCUUGGAACUUUAUAUAUUUUUGACGCUUUUAAAUACCCCAUUUUUUUGCUUCUAACAGCAUUUACCGCAAGCUCCAUGGCUCUUGCAUCCCAUGUUUUAAGACCUUUCUCUUGUUUUCCGUUCAUCUAGAAAAAAAAAGCAAAAAACCUCCUUAAUCAAGGUUAAAAGCAUAAUAAUAUGGUAUAUCAAACUUAUUCUCAUUUAUUAUUAAAAAAAAAGAGUAAAACGCAAGUAUCUAUGACAGAAAAUCAGUUGAUUCAUUUAAAAGCAGCUCCAGAAAACUGGUUCCAAAUAUCGGAUACUAUACGAUAUUAGGAAACCAAAAGUAUCCGAUAUUACGGUACAUAACCUCACUAAAUUAACCGUUUUUUUUUACAUUUAAAAAAUAGUUCACAGAAGCAAUUUAUACAUUAAAAGGUAUCAUCUGCAAUCUACUUAAUGAUAUGCUAUGUAACAAACAAAUAAUUUAACCUACCUUUUCCAGAAAUAGCGCCAAAAAUUAUACACUGUUAAAAUCUAUGCAUAUCGAAAACCGUUACAGUAGCAAAAUAACGUUUUAUAAACAAUGAUAGGAUUCUGUAAUUCUUGUAGGAAAUGAUCUGCGUAAUUGUCUUGCGUAAUCUUGAUUACUAUGGAAGUUACGAGAUGGCGCUGUGCUAUUACAGAUUUAGAGUAAUGUCCGAUAUUAGGAACCUAUGCAGUAUUAAGCUACUUUCCUCUAUAGAUAAUGUAUCAUCCUAGAGUGGAUUAAUUAAUAAGACUAAUAUUUCUAUAUAUUUAUUGUUAUAUAACUAUAGUCAAGUUUUGUGAUCUAACCUUUUUAUUUAUUUGUUAUUAAUAAACCCCUCUAUUCAAGUGUCUUACAGGGAUUAUUUAUAUAUUCAAAUCAAAUCGUUUAUAUCCAUCGACAUCAUAACAAUGUAUAGGAAUUUUCUGGAAAUAUAUUUUAAGGAAAUACUUUAGGUUGUUAAAUUUACUGUUUUUUUUAUUUAUUUACCUUCGCGUGUUAAGGCAAAUAUCAAAUAAAAUUGUUAAUAAAGUU
Messenger RNA from Anthonomus grandis grandis, 7776 nucleotides. Its product is annotated as LEM protein 2-like. NCBI's taxonomy places the organism in Eukaryota, Metazoa, Arthropoda, Insecta, Coleoptera, Curculionidae. Gene Ontology annotation, biological process: nuclear envelope organization; negative regulation of BMP signaling pathway. Gene Ontology annotation, cellular component: nuclear inner membrane. The coding region runs from base 307 to 3420 and encodes 1037 amino acids. The transcript is spliced from 10 exons. Gene Ontology annotation, molecular function: chromatin DNA binding. The record is from RefSeq and is a predicted model, not a curated record.